UUUUGUGUCAAAGCCUAGAGGUGCCACAUCAGUAGUACACAAAACCUCCAAAAUCUUUGUUUUAAUAAUACAAACCAUAUAAUAGUAUACAAGUUCUUAUAUCCUCCAUAUAUCAGGCCUUGCAUGGUCUCUAUCUAGCUAAACAGUAGUUCAAGGGUUAUUAUUAUAAAAUUUACGUGGAGAUCAGAACUGCAUGCAUAUAUGAAGUGGUGGGAAAUGAUGAGCUCAAAGAUGGAGAAACAGAGCAAGAAUCUGGGCGAGAGAGCGAAGAGGAUGCCGGGGUUAACGUGGGAGAGGUUUGUGAGUGUGGGACGGGAAGAUCCUCGGAGAUUAAUCCACGCAGUUAAAGUGGGGUUGUCAUUAACGUUGGUGUCUUUGCUGUAUCUGUUAGAGCCAUUGUUCAAGGAAGUUGGCCAGAACGCCAUUUGGGCUGUCAUGACCGUUGUUGUCGUCCUAGAAUUCACUGCUGGGGCAACAUUGUACAAAGGAUUGAAUAGAGGACUGGGAACGUUGAUGGCCGGCUUGCUAGCCUUCUUCAUCGAGUAUAUUACCACCGAAUGUGAUGGGAUUUUUCGGGCUAUCUUUAUUGGUUCUGUAGUUUUCAUUCUUGGAGCAAUAACAACAUACAUGAGAUUUUUUCCGUACAUAAGGAAGCAUUACGACUAUGGUUUGGUGAUAUUCAUGUUGACUUUCAACUUGAUCACGGUUUCGAGUUAUCGGGUGGAGCACAUACUCAAAAUGGCGCAACAACGGGUCUACACUAUAGCCAUUGGGUGCGCAAUCUGUUUGCUAAUGAGUUUAUUGUUCUUUCCAAAUUGGUCUGGAGAAGACCUCCAUCAUUCCACUGUUAGCAAGUUUGAUGGCCUCGCCAAAUCCAUUGAAGAUUGUGUUAAAGGGUAUUUUAGCGACGGAGAGCUUGAAAUAGGCAAAACAGAAGCACCGGACUCGGAGGACCCAAUCGGCAAGAGCUACAAGGCUGUUUUGGAUUCAAAGUCCAUAGACGAGAACCUUGCGUUGUAUGCAAGUUGGGAGCCCAGGCAUACCUUACACUGUCACAAGUUUCCAUGGCAACGGUAUGUUAAAUUAGGAGCCGUUCUUCGCCAUUUUGGGUAUACCGUCGUGGCUCUUCAUGGUUGUGUACAAACUGAAAUUCAGACUCCUCAAUCUCUUCGCGGUCUCUUCAAAGACCCGUGCAUUCGCCUCGCUGGAGAAGUAUCAAAAGCUUUGAGGGAACUCGGCGACAGCAUUCGCCACCGUCGGCAAUGCUCGCCAGAAAUCCUUUCCGAUCACCUCCACAAAGCCCUCCAAGACCUCAACUCAGCCAUAAAGUCCCAACCAAGGCUUUUCCUUGGCGGUCGGAGCGGCACCUCCAACAUGCUGGCCAUGGCUGCGGCUGCAGCGAGGGAGCAACACAAGUUGUCGCUUUCCAGCGUGAAGACGGACACAUCAGCACUAAUGGAGUGGAAGUCAAGAAAGGGAAGUUCAAGGGGGAGAGAAGAGGAGAGGAAGACAUUAAGGCCUACGCUGAGCAAGAUAGCAAUCACUUCCUUGAACUUCUCGGAGGCGCUGCCGUUCGCAGCGUUUGCGUCGUUGUUGGUGGAGCUUGUGGCGAGGCUGGAGAGUGUGAUCGAGGAUGUGGAGGAGUUGGGGAAGAUAGCGCAUUUCAAGGAGUUUGAUGGCUGUGAUGGGGUGAUCAUGAUUAAUAAUAAUGAUGAUGAUGCAAGGAAAAAACCCAAGAAAAAGGCAAUGGAGGGUAUUGAUAACCCUUUGCAAAACCAGUUACCCUCUCAGGCAAUGUAGCCUGCACACACACACACACACACACACACACACACACACACAUAUAUAUAUAUGUGUGUGUGUGCGCUUAUAUCCUCGCUUCUUUGUAGUAUACUGUCAAUAAUCAAUACUAGUAUGAUAUUAUUGUUUAUUGUUAUAAAUGUCAUAUUGCAAUAAUUUUUCCAGAAUCCUCCCAGAAUGAUACUUCCUUAUUAAAUAAAAAACCUUUUAUGUACUUGUAAAUUCUUAGACUUGCUUUUAUACAGUAAUUAUGCGAUUGGGCUCG
This is a messenger RNA of Cuscuta europaea, 2065 nucleotides long. NCBI's taxonomy places the organism in Eukaryota, Viridiplantae, Streptophyta, Magnoliopsida, Solanales, Convolvulaceae. The record is from the annotation of a GenBank genome assembly.